CUGGAAGGUAUCCUAACAUGUGGUCUCUUGGUGGUUUCUAGGUAAAGAAUGGGGCUGAAAAAUACAUUGAAGCGGGUCGGCUCGGUAUUCCGUGCCAUCUUCACUUUCCUCUUUGCUCUCGUGGUGCUGGGCGUCAUGGUGUGGGCAUAUGUUAAAGGUUAUCAGCUGGUGACCUCCAUUUAUGGCAUCAUGUCCUUUGGCUUUUAUGGACUACUUCUGGCAUUCCACGUGUUGAUCCAGAGCUUCUUUGCCUUCAUCGAACACAGGCGAAUGAAAACCUACAGUGAACCGUGCACCUUCACCAAGACCAUCGGCUUCACCAUUUCAGCGUACCAGGAGGAUCCCGUCUAUCUCAGAGAGUGCCUGAACUCGGUGCGAGCGCUCGCGUAUCCCCCUGAACUGUUGCGUAUCAUCAUGGUGGUGGACGGGAACACAGCUGAUGACCUGUACAUGAUGGAGAUGUUCAAAGAGGUGUUUGCAGACCAGGAUCCUGGCUGUUACAUGUGGAAGAACAACUAUCACACGUGGGAUCCCAAUAAGGCCGAAGAGAAUGUGGAAAUGGCGAGUGCAACGGGCCCGGAGUACGAUGAUGACUUUGCAGCGGGUGAGGAUCUGCAGAGAAGAGAGGUCGAGCAGCUCAUCCAAACCAAGAGGUGUGUGUGCAUCAUGCAGAAGUGGGGUGGCAAGAGGGAAGUGAUGUACACGGCGUUUAAAGCGCUCAGCUCCUCGGUCGACUACAUACAGGUGUGUGACUCAGACACUAAGUUGGACCCCCUGGCCACGGUGGAGCUGUGUCGAGUAUUGGAGAGUAACCCCAAGUACGGUGCCGUGGGAGGAGACGUGAUGAUCCUCAACCUGAAAGACUCCUACAUCAGCUUCAUGAGCAGUCUCAGGUACUGGAUGGCUUUUAACAUUGAAAGAGCCUGCCAGUCCUUCUUCAACUGUGUGUCCUGCAUAAGUGGUCCACUGGGUCUGUACAGGAACGAUCUCCUUCAGCAGUUUCUGGAGUCCUGGUACAAUCAGAAGUUUUUGGGAACUCACUGCACGUUUGGUGACGACAGGCACCUCACAAACCGAAUGCUAAGCAUGGGCUAUGCCACAAAAUAUACAGCUCGAUCAAAGUGUUACACGGAAACGCCUUCACAGUUUCUUCGCUGGCUCAAUCAGCAGACUCGCUGGACAAAGUCUUACUUUCGCGAAUGGCUCUACAAUGCCAUGUGGUGGCACAAGCACCACCUGUGGAUGACCUACGAGUCUGUUGUCUCGGGUAUUUUCCCCUUCUUUGUGACCGCCACCAUCAUUCAGCUGUUCUGGACCGGCACCCUGUGGGACAUCCUCUGGAUCCUGUGCUGCAUCCAGCUGAUUGGACUGGUGAAAGCGUUUUAUGCCUGCAUCCUGCGCAGAAAUUUUGUGAUGGUCUUCAUGUCCCUCUACUCCACUCUGUACAUGACCAGCCUGCUGCCUGCCAAGUACUUUGCCAUUCUCACCAUGAACAAAAGCAGCUGGGGGACAUCGGGCAGGCGUAAGAUUGUGGGGAACUACAUUCCGCUGCUGCCGCUGUCAGUGUGGGCGGCGGUUUUACUAGGUGGGUUGUGUUACACCAUCUAUAGAGAGAGUCAAAAAAACUGGCAAACCCCAGCUAAAAUACUGGAGACUCAGUUCCUUGUCUUUGGCUGUUUGACGUACGUAUGCUACUGGUUGACUAUGAUGUUCCUUUACUGGGCGUGGUUUCGCAGAUUAUGUAGGAAACGCUCCCAAAAGUAUACCUUGCCCGUGUAGGGUCAGAAUGUCCAAACCAAAGGAGAACUUUUAUUUGUUCGACUUGAGUGAUGUUAUUUAUUUUGUCUCAGAUUACAGUAAACAGAUAUAGACCUUUAACACUGCUGCUAAGCCACGAAACUUAAAACAGUAAAUGCUGGUGAAAUGUUUGGUAUGAUCCAGAUUACAUACUUUUAAACAUCAAACUAGAACUUUUAGAAAAUGUAAGAACAUGUCAGUUAUAUACUGGGACGGCUGUGUU
Molecule: messenger RNA, 2020 nt
Organism: Thalassophryne amazonica
Lineage: Eukaryota; Metazoa; Chordata; Actinopteri; Batrachoidiformes; Batrachoididae
Gene: has1
Product: hyaluronan synthase 1
Exons: 4
Coding region: 49-1779 (576 amino acids)
Biological process (GO): hyaluronan biosynthetic process; extracellular matrix assembly
Molecular function (GO): hyaluronan synthase activity
Source: RefSeq, a predicted model, not a curated record